This is a messenger RNA of Salvia miltiorrhiza (redroot sage), 2457 nucleotides long. RefSeq names its product magnesium/proton exchanger-like. The record is from RefSeq and is a predicted model, not a curated record. Bases 921 to 2453 code for a protein of 510 amino acids. Lineage: Eukaryota; Viridiplantae; Streptophyta; Magnoliopsida; Lamiales; Lamiaceae. Gene Ontology annotation, biological process: metal ion transport; transmembrane transport. Gene Ontology annotation, cellular component: membrane. The transcript is spliced from 9 exons.
UUUGGAGGGGUUGAAAUUAUACUGCAUUAACUGACAUGUUCGGACCUCAUCAUCACUCUUCAGAAUACGACAGCUGAGAGAGAUUUAUAGUAAGGUCGGAACCAUACAAAUCACGUUUGCUGACGAAAUCUCCCGUUCGGUGGAGGAAAAGGUAACACAAUUCAAUCAACGCAAACCAAAUUGAUCCGUUUUUGCUGCAAAGAUGAUGUUGAGAAUGUGAAGAGUCAAUAGCGGUGCUGAUUUUUCUCCGUUCCGGUGGAUCUCGCGCUCGCCACCGGUACUCUCUCUCUCGUUUUUAAGCAGUUUGUCGUGUAUGUUAAAUGAUUGACUGUGUUCGGUGAAUUUGUUAGUACUUAGUGGGAAUCAUUGUCCUGUAGCCGAACACAAUGCCUGAUUAGGCGUCAUUCAACUUUUUUUUAAUGAAUUUAAAUGGCGGAGCCUUGAUUAACUGGUGCUUUGUAUACUUGAUCUGAUUGACUUCGAGUAUGAUUCAUAGCAAAUUUAGCCUGUUUUGGCUAUUUUAUGGCUCAAGGAGUAGUGUUAGCUCCUGAAAAUAUGACAAGUUUGUAUGAGGGUGGGUGUUACAGAGAUGUGUGAUUAGAGGAGAAACACAAAUCAGUAUGUUGUAGGGAUGUGAGAUUACAGGACAGCCACACACCAUAAAGAAGCAAGGACUUCGUAUAGUGGGUGUUUAUUGAUUAGGAGCUUAUUUUGCCAAACACUUUGCAAGAGCUUAUAAGCUAUUUUAGGAGCUUAUAAGCUCAGCAUAACAUCCUCUAAAGUAAGCAUUUUCAUGUUGAGGGAUGAUAGAGAGCAUGCUUCAUGGAAAAUAUUGAUGUAGUGCUUGGACUGAUGCUGUUUGAGGGUUGUUCUGUGUCAUGGUCGUGGAUGAGCUCUGAGAUUCACACAAAUUGAUAAAGAUGAGCCUUCUUGUUAAUGACACCAUUGGACACAUAGCUGGAGUUUCCAAUACCUUUGGGGUUGAGAAAUGCCAACUUUACUUUCUUUUCCAUGGUGAAACUAAGCUUGGUAAUGGUGUUAGGGGGUUCCUGUAUUUUACGGCUCUUGCCUACUGCUUUAUUGGAUUGUCAGCUAUAACCGCUCGUUUCUUCCGGUCUAUGGAGCAUGUUGUUAAGCAUACUCGGAUAGUCGAAGAGAUUGAUCCUUUCACUAAUACCAUAGUUGUAAAACACAAAAAGGUUUGGAAUUACACCAUAGCUGACAUCACGCUGUUGGCAUUUGGAACUAGCUUCCCCCAGAUUUCUUUAGCGACCAUUGAUGCAAUAAGGAAUAUCGGCCAAGUGUACGCUGGAGGUUUAGGUCCUGGUACACUUGUUGGCUCUGCUGCUUUUGAUUUGUUUCCCAUCCAUGCUGUCUGUGUUAUAGUUCCUAAAGCUGGUGAACUAAAAAAGAUAUCAGAUAUUGGGGUCUGGCUUGUGGAACUCUUUUGGUCUUUCUGGGCUUACAUCUGGCUAUAUAUAACUUUGGAGGUAUGGACACCAAAUGUGAUCACUCUUUGGGAAGCUUUAUUGACAGUGUUGCAAUUUGGGCUAUUGCUGUUACAUGCAUAUGCUCAAGAUAUGCGUUGGCCCUAUUUGUCUCUGCCCAUAGCAAGAUCAAAGAGGCCAGAGGAAUGGGUACCAGUGGAAACGGCCCCAUGCAGGAAUGGAAACACAGCUUAUGAUGAGUAUCAGAAGUUGCCAUAUACUGAGGUAGCUGAAUCCUCGGAUCAGUUUAGCAGAGAGAUUCCUGAUAAAGAUAACUUGCUUUCAAUCUGGAAGCAACAGUUCAUUGAUGCAUUGACGUUGGAGAACCCAGAAUCAAGAAAAUUGAAUAACACGAGUCUACGGAUAGCAAAGUUAUUCUGGGAGUUGCUUUGUGCACCUUGGAGAAUUUUGUUUGCUGCUUUUGUACCUCCAUAUCAGAUCGCGCAUGGAUGGGUGUCAUUCAUUCUCUCCUUAGUUUUCAUCAGCGGGAUAGCUUACAUAGUAACCAAGCUUACAGAUCUAAUAAGCUGUGUCACAGGUAUUGAUGCUUAUGUCAUAGCUUUUACAGCGUUGGCCGCUGGAACAUCAUGGCCGGAUUUAAUGGCGAGCAAGAUUGCAGCAGAGCGGCAGAUCACAGCUGACUCUGCCAUAGCUAAUAUCACCUGCAGCAACUCGGUGAACAUUUAUAUUGGCAUCGGUGUGCCUUGGCUCAUUGACACACUAUACAACUUCUUUGCAUACAAUGAGCCUCUGAGGAUAGAGAAUGCCGGCUACCUCAGCUUUUCGUUGCUCGUAUUCUUUGCUACAUCGGUAGGUUGUAUCGGUGUAUUGGUAUUUAGGCGUCUCACUUUGGGUGCAGAGCUUGGUGGUCCAAGAUUGUGGGCAUGGGUAACCUGCGUUUACUUCAUGUUGUUAUGGCUUAUUUUUGUUGUACUCUCGUCUUUACAUAUAUACGGCCUUAUUUGAGCAA